UUCUGCAAUUUUGUUGCUGCUACAAAGCACUACAAAAUCAUUGUCGAUACCUACUUAUGACAUGGCACGAGAAGAAAGUAUAAGUGUAGGGAACAGUGGUAGUAGCCAUUUUGAACAAAGCAACUCUUAUAAAUCCAGCAGUAGUAGUUCUAGUAGCAGUAGUUACAGCAGUAGUUCCAGUAGUAGUUCCAGUAGUAGUUCUCAUGAAGCUAAAGCUGGGAGCUCUCAAACGUACCACCGUGCAAUUCACAAAAAUUCAGAAGAUGCAUCUCAGGUUUCUGUGGAAAACCAUCAUAAAGAAAAUGGUAAAUUUGGACAUGCCGCAUCCGAAGAAUCCAAGUAUGCUGUAACGGGAGAAUACACACAAGACAAAAACACCCAAAACUACAAGCAUUCUCGAAAAUCUUUAAUAAACGAGCACCAACAUGAAGAUGAAAGAAUUCAACACAAAUCUCAAAGUAGUCUAAGAGAAACUGGACAACAUUUUGAAGAUUUUACAAAUGGUCGUAAUAAAGUGAUCAAAAUGGGAGAACAUAAUCAAUUUCAUCAUAUUGGUCAAACUGAAGGUAAAUUUAGAUUAAGUCAAGAUGAAAAGGAACAAAAACAUUCUAACGGAGAAGAAAGAGCAGUUGUUAUCAAUUUAAAUAUUCCACAAACUGAUAGCGCAAUAGUGCUUACAGAGUCUGGUUCAGAAAAUGGUAGAAAAGUAUUAACAGGUAAAAAUACCCAUCAAAUGCAACACACAUUUUUGAGGCAAAACGGACACACAGUUAGAAACGGGAAAAUGUUACGGGAGCAUAGAAAAAUGGAAGGAAAUAUGCACCAAAUUAUAGAACGUCACGGCGAAAGCCACAGUGGGCUCAAGGUCGCCAGAACUCAAAUUGGCGAAAAAGAGAUAAAUUUUCAUAGAAACAAUCAAAAAAAGUCUUCUCAUCAGACCCAUGCAAUUACGAACGUCCAGAAUCAUCACAACGGCGUAAAGAAAAAUCACCGCCAAGUGUUUUCGAGUGGAACUGAAAGUAAUUCCAAACGAAGAAGAAACAUGCACCACACCAUGACGGGAAGAUAUGUUGAAAGCAACCACGGAGUCAAGAUCGAUAAAGACCUAAUCAAUGCUCAUGUGAACAAUAAAAAAUGGUCUUCUCAUCAUACCCAUAUAAUUACUAACAGUAAAAAUCGUCAAGAGCUCGAAAAGAAAAAUGAACGUCAAAUGCACCAAAAAAUAAAUGAAAGACAUGUUGAAAGCAACAAUAGACUCAAGAUAAAUAAAGAUCAAACUAGCAAAGUGUCGUCUCAUAAUACCUACGUAGAUUUAAUAUCUAAGAAUCAUCAUAAACAUGGAAUGAAAAAUGGACAACAAAUAUUCAGGAAUGAAAACAGAGAAACCUCCAAAGGUAUUAAAGAAAUACAUAGCAAUAGAGACAAAUUUGAACACCACCAAGAUCACAACCGAAAUAGUGAACAUCGAUUCCAUGGUAGCAAAAAGGAACAAAAACUUUCAAUUAGUGGAUCUGAAGACACCCACAAGAGCUCUGAAAGUGUCACAAACUUGAUGCAUGAAAUACAGAACCAGAAUAUCUUAGAAAACUUCAAAACCAAUAAUCGACAUACACUUGAUGGAGAAAAUGGGAAAGAUAUUACAAUUAAAAUUACAGGAGUUAUUGAUGAUGAUCUUAAAGCUUCAAAUAAAGCUUCUUACCAUGACAUGAGCUCAAGUCAACAUCAGAUACAGCAAAUACAUAAAAAUGAGGGCGUUAGAAGUAAAAUUGAAAACACAGCUUCGAAGUAUGUUGCAGAAACUGACAUUCAUCAAAGAAAAAAUGGUCAUGUAGUAGACUCCUAUGAAGUUGACAAUAUUCAAAAUAAAAAUAAACAGCACAAUAAAAAACAAAGUACUAAUUUAUUUAUUGAAGACAUGGGUUCAAAAAUCGAAGAAGAUGGGAGUGUUUCGUAUCACAAAGCCACUAAUAAAGAAAUUGAGCGCGACACUCAAAGUAGAGAAUAUACUAAGUCAAGUGAGUAUGGUAAGAAAAAUGAUAAAGAAAUAUCUGUUGGAGAUACAUAUGAUCUUGAUUCUGAAACUAGCAAUUUAGAAAAAUACUCAAAAACAUUUAGUAAAUCCGAAGGUUAUCAGUAUCACCAUCGAGAAGGAAGCGCUAAACAAACAAAGAUAGAUAAAACUGGCCACAGCUUCGAGUUAAAUAAUGGAAAAGAUAUCAUAUCAACUAUAAACAGUUAUGAAACGGUUGGAAAAUCUAAUUCAGAUAACAAAUAUAAAAACCAAAGGAUUACUAGCCAUCAUAGUAAAGAUGAUGAAGGAUAUAUUACUCUUACUUUACAAGAUUCUGAUACAAAGAAUCAUGGAAAUAAAUUUCAUACACAAAAAGAAGAUGAAUAUCACCAUUACAAAAAACAGGGAAAUGGUGUGAGUCACAGUGAAGAAGAUAAGACGGAACUUGUUACUAUAGGGGAAGGUAUUGAUAUGCAGGAUCAGGAAAAUCAGUAUCAUAGACAAACAGCAAAUGAAAAACGUACGAGUUUGAUCCGAACUGGAAAGAUCUCUACAGAUUUGUCCCAUGAAUCUAGUAAUUUGGAACUAAAUAAUCAGCACAAUAAUAAUCAGCGAAUAUUUAGAGACAAACAGAAAGAAAUCGUUGCCGAAGAUUCUUAUACUCAUUCAAAAUUAUUAGACAGUGAUUAUCUACAGGAAUCGGUAAAGAGAGCUAGUAACAACCAGUACCAUGGAGAUAUACAUAAAAAUAAUGUUAAGGAAUCAAGUUCAAAAUAUCUGACAUCAAAUAGUAAAAACAGUGACGAUGUUACAAUAAUUGAAGAACAAGAAGGUGGAUAUGAAAAUAAAGGUCGAAGACAUAUGAUUAAAUCCGAAGAUCAGUCACGAUUUACUAUCCAUAACAGUCAAGAUUUUGGAACUACUGUAGCAGAAGAAGGGACAAAAACAAAAAUGGAAGGAGGUCAUCAGCAUGGAGCUCAAAUAACCUUCACCUUAGAUGGUGAUCUUGGAGACUCUACCUACCGCAACGUCUUCAAAACAUCUGGCCAAACUGUAAAAAAACAAGUCCUUGGUAAAUAUUUUGAAAAUGGACAAGAAAAUAGUGAAGAUGGAAGUGUAACUAAGUACAAAAGUAUAAUAAAUCCAUCAAAAAGCCUCACUUUUAGUAAAUCUUUGGAACAAGUUGGAGGAGAUACCUACCACGUAGACGUAGAUCAAGAUUUUUCUCCUCAACUUGGCAAAAUGGUAGUAAAAGCUGCAAAAAUUGUACAACCACCCACAGUUAUAGUUGAAGAAAGUUAUGGACGCUUAAACAAUGAUGGAAUGGAUGAAAAUGCUAUGAGUAACAGUUUAAUCCAUAGAACUUCAAGUUACUCGGAGCAAAGUGCUAAGCAUAGCUCAAAACAUGUUGUUAGUGAAGUUCAUGGAGAAAAAUAUACUGGCACUGGGAGUGGAAUUAGUAGUGGUGAUAUAAGUGGGCAAGAAAUGUAUGAAGUAGAUAACGUAAUGGGUAGUCAGCUUCAUGGAGACAGGCUGAAGGGAAACAUUUAUAGAAACAAUAACAAAGCAACAGUGAUCAAAAAUAUCGGAGUUUAUGGAGACAUGCAAGAUACCCAAGAAGAUUGGAAGAUGGAUAGGUUAGAACAGAAGCAUAGACCAACUCGAUCAGUAUCUUUCAGUCUUCCCGAAGACACAUUUAGUGGAUUCAAAAGCACAUCUUUCCAGCAAUCGGGCAAACAAUUUGGUCAACAACAAAGCUCUGUUACAUUUAGUGGAAAUUCUGGUCAAAAAUACCAAAUCUACCAGAAAUCUCAGCCUUUAGUUUGGUCUGUUCAAUCUGGUGGACAAGAAGUUAAUGGACAAGGUAGUGGGUUUGUUCAACAGAGCUAUCCUGAUGGCAAUGUGAAAUUUUCCAGCUUGAAAUGGAAUAGUCAAGGCGGUAACCCUGGAGAACAAAAGUUAAUAUUUAAUCAAAAGAUCUCUGAUACUGGUCAUUUAUUAACCGGCCAUGAUGUUGGACAUUUGGGGAAGGGUUUUCAAGGAGCUAAGUCUACAUCUAGUUCCUUUAAUACAAUUGGAAUAAGUCAACAAGGUAGUAGUCUUGACAGCUUUGUUGUCGAUGAUGACCUUAAAGAUUCAAAUAAAGCUUCUUACCAUGGCAUGGGCUCAAUUCAGCAGCAUAAACAGCGUCUACACACAAAUGAGGGCUUUAGAAGUGAAAUUGAAAACGCAGCUUCGAAGUAUGUUACAGAAACUGGCAUUCAUCAUAGAAAACAUGGUCAUGUAGUAGACUCCUAUGACGUUGACAAUAUUCAAAAUAAAAAUAACCAGCACACUAAAAAACAAAAUACUGAUUUAUUUAUUGAAGACAUGGGCUCAAAAAUAGAAGAAGAUGGGAGUGUUUCGUAUCAUAAAGCCACUAUGAAAUCUAAAGAAAUUGAAGAUAUCACUCAAAAACAACUUGCUAAGUUAACUGAGUACAGUAAGAGAAAUGAUGAUGAAAUAUCUAUUGCAGCUACAGAUGAUCUUGAUUCUGAAACUAGCAAUUUAGAAAAAGACUCAUAUUAUAAAACAGUUGGUAGAUCUGAAGGUCAUCAGUAUCAAACUAGAAAAGGAGGCGCCAAACAAACAAAGAUAGUUUAUAAACCUGGCCGACAUAUCGGGAUAAAUAAUGGAAAAUAUGUUACACCAACUAUAACUAGUUAUCAAACUGUUGAAAAAUCUAACUCAGAUAACAAAUUCAAUAACCAAAGAACUAUUAGUCAUCAUAGUGAAGAUGAUGGACAUAUUACUUUUACAGUACAAGAUUCUGAUACAAAAAAUAAUGGAAAUCAAUUUCAUACACAAAAAGAAAAUGAAUAUCACCAAUACAAACAACAGGAAAAUGGUGUUCGUAACAGUGAAGAAGAUAAGACGGAUCUUGUUACUAUAGGGGAAGAUAUUGAUAUAAAAGCUCAGGAAAAUCAGUAUCAUAGACAAAAAACUGGAAAGAUCUAUAGAGAUUCUUCCUAUGAAUCUAGUAAUUUGGAAUUAAAUAAACAACACAAUAAUAAUAAUCAGCGAAGAUUCAGAGACAAACAAGAAGAAAUCGUUGCCGAAAAUUCUUAUACUCAUUCAAAAGUAUUAGACAAUGAUUUUCUACAGGAAUCUCUAAAACGAGCUAGUAAAAACCAGUACUAUGGUGAUAGAUAUAAAAAUAUGGCUAAGGAAGCAAGUUCAAAGUAUCUGAUAUCCAAUGGUAAAAACCGUGAUGGUGUUACAGAAACUGAAGGACAAGAAAGUGAAUAUGAAAAUGAAGGUCGAAGACAUAUGGCUAAAUCCAAUGAUCAGUCACGAAUUUAUAUCCACUCGGGUCAAAGUUUUGGAACUACUGUAAGAGAAGAAGGGGCAGAAGAUAUUGGUUAUUCAGUAUCAACCUUCCCAGAAUCGAAAUCAAAUUAUAAUACAGCAGGUAAAACUGUCUACAAUAAACUAAAACUGAAUGAACCAAAGAUAAACGUGGAAAAAGGUUAUCAGACUGGAGGCCAAAUAACCGUCGGCUUAGACGAGGAUCUUGAAGACUCUACAUACCGCAACGUCUUCAAAACAUCGGGCCAUACUAUAAAAAAACAAGAAGGUCUUGGUAAAUAUAUUGAAAAUGAACAAGAAAAUAGUGAAGAUAGAAGUGUAACCAAGUACAAAAGUAUAAUGAAUCCAUCCAAAAGUCUCAGUUUUAGUAAAUCUUUCGAGAAAGUUGGAGGAGGUACUUACCAUGUAGACGUAGAUCAAGAUUUUUCUCCUCAACUAAUCCAUAGAAAUUCGGGUUACUUGGAGCAAAGUGCUAAGCAUAGCUCAAAACAUGUUUUUAGUAAAGUUCAUGGAGAAAAAUAUACUGGUACUGGGAGUGGAAUUAGUAAUGGGGAUAUAAGUGAGAAAGAAAUGUAUGAAGUAGACAACGUAAUGGGUACUCAGCUACAUGGAGAUAGGCUGAAGGGAAACAUUCAUAGAUACGGUAAAGGAGGAACAGUGAUCAAAAAUGUUGACCUUUAUGGAGAUAUUCAAGAUACCCAAGAAGAUUGGAAGAUGGAUAGGUUAGAAAAGAAUACAAAGCUUAGACCAACUCGAUCAGUAUCUUUCACUCUUCCCGAAGACACAUUUAGUGGAUUCAAAAGCACGUCUUUCCAGCAAUCAGGCAAACAAUUUGGUCAACAACAACAGCAGAGCUCUAUUACAGUUAGUGGAAAUUCUGGUCAAAGAUAUCAAAUCUACCAGAAAAGUCAGCCCUUAGUUUGGUCUGUUCAAUCUAGUGGACAAGAUGUCAAUGGGCAAGGUAGUGGGUUUAUUCAACAGAGCUAUCCUGACGGCAAUGUGAAAUUUUCCAGCUUAAAGUGGAAUAGUCAAGGCGUUAAUCCUGGUGAACAAAAGUUUACAUUUAGUCAAAAGGUCUCUGAUAAUGAUGGCUUACUAAACGACCAAGAAUUUGGACAAUUUGGGAAAGUUUUUCAAGAACUUAAGUCUUCAUCUAAUGCCUUUAAUAGAUUUGGUACGAGUCAACAUGGUAGUAGUCUUGAUAGCUUUCCUACAAAUCUAGAUUUUCAAUCUAUUAAUGACGAUUUAUUCUUAAAUCAUCGUUUUAAUGUAGGAAAUAGUCUUAGAAAUAAAAUGAAAGUAUUUAAACAAAUGAGUACAAUUGGACAAUCAGGAAUAGCAUCUGAAGAAAAUGGAAAAGUCAACAAUAUUCUACAAUCCAAAGAUAUAGAUCAAAGAAACUUCGAUCUCAACUCUUUAUUAGACUUGAUGAAGCAGCCUAGUGAUCAGCAAUCUGGAAAAAUUUUGCAAAUAUCUCAGCAGAGAUCAGUCCAGUCAGAACAACCAUUUGGAUUAAUAUCUAAGACUACAAAUACUCAGUUUGGAAAAAAGCCUCAAUAUGUAAAUAGAAGUCCUGCUUUAGACUUACUAACACAACUAUAUGAUCAAAACUCUGGAAAAAUAUUGCAAACAACACAACACAGAUCCUUCCUCACAGAACAGCCGUCUAAACUGGGCAUUAAAGCUAGUACCAACGAGUUUGGUCAGAGUAAAUCACAGCAUCAAUCUUAUCAUGUAACUGACCAGCUAAAUAAUCUAAAUAAAUUAUUUAUUGUGAAUAGUGAAGAGGACAAAGGAAUAGAUCUUCAAAAAAAUCGAAGAAUUGAAGAUUUACUAGACAUAUUUAGCAAACAUUCCAACCAAAUAUCAAAUGGACGACUACAACAAACACAACACAAAUCUACGUUAGCUGAGCAGCCAAUACAGUUCAUGACUGUAGUCACCAAUCACCAGGCUGCUCAAAGAAUACCAUCACAAGAAUUUACAACUACACAACUGAACAGCUUGAAUCAACAAUUUGGUUUGCACCGUGAAGAGACCAAAGAACAAGGAUUUCAAGAUCAAUAUAAUCAUAAAGUAUCAGAAUUUGGAGAUUCUCUAGACUUUGGUGCUAAACAAUCUAACCGGCCAUCUAGUGUCGUUGUACAAUCAGGUAUUAGAUUGAACAAUCUACAAAUAGAUCAUCCCUAUACUUUACUUAAGAAAGCUACUACUGAUCAAUCGAAUCAGAUAAUACAGCAGAGCGGUGAUCAGAAACAUGUUAAACAUCUAUAUGGUCUUAAUGAGUUAUUUGAUAAGCAACCUAAAAUGAACAAAGAUCUUGACCUUCAAGAAGACCUGGUUAGUAAACAUCACCAGCAAAUAUCUAAUGAUAUGCUUCAGCAAAAUUCACAAGUAGAUGCUAGCAAUCUUCUUAAAAAAACUACCACUCAUGAAUCCAGUCAGAAGAUGCAGUCUUCUGAGCAUAAAUCUAGACUUAUCACAAGUAGUCAACUCCAAUAUGCUGAGCAGCCAUUCAGUAUAUUACAUACACAUACAGAAGAAUCAAAUCACCAAUCUGAAAAGUUGAACAAUAUGGAGCACGAAUCUAGUCACACUAGUCUACAAAUUGGUGAUGUUAGUCGACCGUAUGAAGUGGUCAGAACACAGACAAAUCACAAAGUUACCAAAGUUGAACAAUCUAGUAAGAGCGAAAAAAGAUCCACUCGAAGAGUAACUGUUCAAGGACCUACACUACAGGUGGUAGGUGGAUAAGGACCAGGUUGGAAUAAAUUCAUUUUCUCAAGAAUGGGCGACUCUGGAGAUAAAUCCCGAAAUAGGUCGAUUUUUAUUUUUAAAUUAUAUUUUUUUGGCAUAUUGGCAUGAUGGCGCAAUCGAUAAUUUUUUUAAAUGACAGUAGGGGUCGUGUAAUAGCUCAUUUGAAAGGUUAUUAAAUUCUCUAUUCAAUAAUAUAAACAUUAACAAUAUUAUUUAUACAGGGUGUCCAAAAAAAUGUUUUGAAUUAAAUUAAUUGAGACAAAAAGAAGAAUGUAUAUAAUUUAUUUAAUUCGAAAUACAUUUCACUGUUGUCCGAAACCAGGAAAAAUGUUUAUUUGAUAAAUAGAUAUUGUUUUUCGCUUAAAUUUAAUAUUAAAGCUGCCACCCACCUGCCUCUUAGCAGUUUGAACAUUUAGUUUAAGCGAAAGGGGUUGUGUGAUAGCUUAUUUGAAAGGUUCUUUAAUUCUCUAUUCACUAAUAUAAACAUUAACAUAAUUAUUUAUACAUGGUGCUUACAAUUUUUUUUUUAAAUUAAAUUAAUUGAGACAAAAGAAUAAUGUAUAUAAUUUAUUUAAUUCGAAAUACAUUUUACUGCUGUCAGAAAACAUAAAAAAUGUUAAUUUGAAAAAUAAACAUUGCUUUUCGCUUAAAUUAAAUAUUCAAACUGCUAAUGCCACCUACUGAGGCCACUAAAGCUGCCAUCCACCUGCUGAGGCAGGUGGGUGGCAGCUUUAAUAUUGAAUUUAAGCGAAAAACAAUAUUUAUUUAUCAAAUAAACAUUUUUUCCUGUUUUAGGACAACAGUAAAUAGUCCAUUUUUUCACGGUUUUUGCUCUAAAUUUUAAAAAACCCCUUGGUUUGACAUGAAAUUUGGCAUACGUAUAGCUUACAUGUCAAAGAAAAAAAGUGAUAUUGUGCCGAUGUGUGCUUUUGCCCUGGGGGUGACUUUCACCCCCUGUUGGUGGUGAAAAAAUUUAUGUCCAAAAUAAGUCCGGAAAUGGGUAAACUGACUAAUUUUAAGUAACUUUUGUUCUAUAGAGCUUUUUCGCCAAGUCAACACUUUUCGAGUUAUUUGCGAGUGAAUAUGUUCAUUUUUCAACAAAAUAACCACAUUUUUGGACGGUUUUUCGCAAAUAACUCAAUAAGUAAGUAUUUUGUCGAAAAAAACGUUCUUAGCAAAAAUAUAGCACAUAAAAAAGUAAAAAAAAAUGGUGUACUCGUUAGGUCUCUGGAUCUCGUAGAACCAGAGUUAUAGUCAAUGAAAAAUAGAUUCAUGUUCACCAAAUUUCAAAUAGAAUAUUUCGACGUGAAAUAUCCAAAAAAUUAAGCACUUUUUGGGAAAAACCUAUUUGAACUUUUUUAAAGUGUUAAAAAAAAGAUUUAUUUCUGUUUUUACAAAAAGUUUCUAGCAUUAAAUUUAAGCAAGUUACGCUCAAAAUAAAGUUGGUCCCUUUUGUUUUUGCAAAAAAAAUCGGGAAGACCACCCCCUAAUUAGCAACUUAAAUGAAAUUAAUCGUUACCGCUCCACAAAUUAUUUUACUUAUGUUGUGUUUAUAUGAUCUGUAAGUUUGAUCGUGUCAAAGUGCUUAUUUUUGAAACAAUUUGGUUUGAAAGUAAAAUUUUUAAAAAUUGAAAUUUUGAAAAAUAUGCUUUUUUUUAAAAUAACUUAAAAAUUGUUAGAGAUACCAAAAAUCUCGAAAAAUAAAAAAAGUCAGAUUUGCUUUUCUGAAUAUCAUGUAUUUUUUGUUUUUCUGUUAGACAAAAAUUGAUUAAGAUUUGGUGUUUCUAAAUUUGCAUACAUUCGUGAUCAGUGACUCGUUCAACCCCUUUUAACUACAGCCCUUUCAAUAAUAAGGACUUUGAACCGAUGAAACUUACAGAUCAUAUAAACAAUAUAUACACGAGUCAAGAAACUUGUGAAGUCGUAACGAUUAAGUUCAUUUAAGAUACUAAUUAGGGGGUGAUUUUCUCGAUUUUUUACCAAAACCAAAAGGGACUAACUUUAUUUUGAGCGUAACUUGUUUAAUUUUGAUGUUAGAAAUUUUUUUUAUAAAUCAAAAAUGAAAACAAAAUAAAAAUGUAUACCAUUUUUAUUCAGUUGCAAUGCGAAGGCAAAACAAUCUUACUUUUCAAUUAGAAUACGGAGCGCAGUCCAGUCCUCUGAAUCGCGAUUUUUUUUAAACACUUUAAAUAAGUUGUAAUUAAUUUUCCCCGAAAUGUGCUUAAUUUUUGGUUAUUUCACGUUAAAGUAUUCCAUUUGGAAUUUGACGAAUAUGAACCUAUUUUUCAUUAGCUAUAACUCGGCUUCUACUAGGUGUAGAGACGUGAUAUAUACAUUUUUUUAAAUUUUUUACAGGCUAUAUUUUUGGUAAAAAUGCUUUUUCGACAAAAUACUUACUAUUUGAGUUAUUUACGAAAAACCGUCUAAAAGCGUGGUUAUUUUGUUGACAAAAUGAACAUAUUCACUGUCAAAUAACUCGAAAAGUAUUGACUUAGUGAAAACACUCUAUAGAAGAAAAGUUAGGUACUUAAAAUUAGCCAGUUAAUCCAUUUCCUGACUUUCUUUGGACGAAUAUUUUUCACCCCCAAGAGGGGGUGAAAACCACCCCCAGGGCAAAAGCACAUAUCGGCACAAUAUCACUUUUUUCUUUGACUUGUUAGCUAUGUGUAUGCCAAAUUUCAUGUCAAUCCAAACGGUUCUUUAAAAUUUAGAGGUUUUGCAAUAUUUUACCGUUAAAGAACGGACUAAAAAUGUAUUUCGAAUUAAAUAAAUUAUAUAAUGUCUCAAUUAAUUUAAUUCAAAAAAGUUUGUUGGGCACCCUGCAAAAAUAAUUAUGAUAUUGUUUAUAUUAUUGAAUAUAUAAUUGAAUAACCUUUCAAAUGAGCUAUCACACGAUCCCUAUUAUUAUUUAAAAAAAUCAUCGACUGCGCCAUCACGUCCAGAUGGAUGACGUCACUAGUAUAAUAUUAUAUAUGCCAAAAAAUUGUAAUUUAAAAAUAAAAACCGACCUGAUUUGUAAUUUAUCUCCAGAGUCGCCCAUUCUCGAGAAACUGAAUUUAUUCCAACUCAAACGUCCUCACUGUACCUACCUAUAACUUCAGAGGCUUAUAUCUUAAAACCAUGAUUUUUUGGAGCUAUGCGCCCAUUGAGUCUUCUGUUCUACACAUCAAGGACUACCAGAACUAAAAGUUUCAGAGCAUUUGACAGAGAGCCAUUUCCCAUAAGGUUUC
Molecule: messenger RNA, 11346 nt
Organism: Diabrotica virgifera virgifera (western corn rootworm)
Lineage: Eukaryota; Metazoa; Arthropoda; Insecta; Coleoptera; Chrysomelidae
Exons: 4
Coding region: 62-8113 (2683 amino acids)
Source: RefSeq, a predicted model, not a curated record